AUGGAAUUUGAAGAAUUUGUUGAAUCAUUAGAAUCAUUACCCAUUGAUUUGAGUCGAAAUUUACGUUUAUUACGUGAAUUAGAUGAUAAAAAUUUACAAUUAAGACAAGAAUGUUUGAAUGUUAGUGAUAAAUACAAGCAAGAAAUAGAUAGUAUACAAAAACGUGAAAAUAUUAAAAUGUUAAAUGAUAUACAACUACGUCGAUUACAAUUAGCUGAUGAAAAAGUUGUUCUUGCUGAACAAGCAGCUGAAUUAUGUGAAAAACAUAUUCGACGUCUCGAUGAUAUACUCGAUUAUAUUAGUACACAAAAACCAAUAAUAAAAAAAUCUGAUAUACAUAAUAAAAAACGUUCAUUAUCAACAUCGGCAGAUGAUCAAAAUUCUAUUAAUAAAAAACGUAAAACAAAACAAGUAUUACAUUCAGUUUUAAAUAAAAAACAGUUAUCAGAAACAAGAACACCUAUACGUGUACCAAGAAAAUUAUUACAAUCAACAAAUACUUUAUCAUCAGAAGAAAAAGAACGAAUUGCUAUUGAAGAAUAUGGUAUGGAAAUUGAUCCAAGUGAACCACGUUAUUGUACAUGUAAUCAAGUUAGUUUUGGUCGAAUGAUUAAAUGUGAUAAUGAAUCUUGUCCAUUAGAAUGGUUUCAUUUUCAAUGUGUUAAUGUUGAAGUAGCACCAAAAGCACAUGAAUUAUGGUUUUGUCCACAAUGUAGAGAAAAAAAUAAACAUAAAUAA
Molecule: messenger RNA, 738 nt
Organism: Didymodactylos carnosus
Lineage: Eukaryota; Metazoa; Rotifera; Eurotatoria; Philodinida; Philodinidae
Source: the annotation of a GenBank genome assembly